Molecule: messenger RNA, 2755 nt
Organism: Neltuma alba
Lineage: Eukaryota; Viridiplantae; Streptophyta; Magnoliopsida; Fabales; Fabaceae
Product: ubiquitin carboxyl-terminal hydrolase 18
Exons: 11
Coding region: 309-2462 (717 amino acids)
Biological process (GO): protein deubiquitination
Cellular component (GO): cytosol; nucleus
Molecular function (GO): cysteine-type deubiquitinase activity
Source: RefSeq, a predicted model, not a curated record
AAAAGACAUAGAUAAACACUUUUUGAUUUACUCUUUAAUUAAUAUCACACUUCUUCUAGUUGGUGCUUUGAUUUGGAAAGGAAAACGAGAAACGGCAAGGAACUCGGAGAUUAUUUAUUUCUUUUAUAUAUGUGAAGCAGAGAUGGUGGCAGCUCUGGCUCCUCAAAGCUGAUCACAUGACCAAGGAUAACAAACAAAAACCCUAAUUUUUGUUGUGGGAAGCUCAUGUUGUUGUGCAUGUAAUUUAAUCGAUGAACAGCCGUAGGAUCGAAGGAAUAUCAUCGAUCAUCAACGCGGGGGCGGUGUAGAUGCUUGUCUCCGGAGUAUCGUGGGAUCUGAAUUGGUUCCUGCAAUUAAUAUUCUCGGCUUUUGUCGUAGCUGUUGGAUUGCAUACAUUGGUCAAGAAGACGGCCUCGAAGUACUUUGAGGUCGACGCCAAUUUCGAGGGGGAGCGACCCACUGAUCCAAUUCCAAUGCCGGGCACUCUCAAGGACGAUCCUGUUUGUGUUGUCUGCGGCAACUCUGGCACUAAAAAGUGCUCGCGCUGUAAAGCCGUAAGAUACUGCUCACAGACAUGCCAACAGUCACACUGGAACUCUGGGCAUAAGUCGAAAUGCAAGGAUGUUCAUUUAUCCAGUGGAAAUAAUUCGACUCAAGCUGGCGCAACUAAUCGUAGGUCUAAAGCGUCUGCGGCUGGGGGUAAAAAUUUAUCUUCGAUAGCAUUGGUACCUGCUUCCGGCACUUCCAGUUCCAGGCCUAUCAAGCAUCCCAAAAGUGUUCUUUUUCCGUAUGAUGAAUUUGUUAAAUUUUUUAACUGGGACAAACCGGGAUUUCCUCCUUGCGGAUUGUUGAAUUGUGGAAAUAGCUGCUUUGCUAAUGUGGUUCUCCAAUGUCUCUCAUUCACAAAGCCACUCGUUGCCUACUUGAUGGAAAAAGGCCACCGCCAAGAAUGCAGUUUUAAUGGUUGGUGCUUUCUAUGCGAGUUUCAAGCCCACCUUGAACGAGUAAGGCAAAGUUCACAGGCUUUUUCUCCAAUGCAUAUACUUUCUGGCUUGCAUAAUAUUGGUGGCGAUUUUGGUUAUGGAAGCCAAGAGGAUGCUCAUGAGUUCAUGAGGUUUGCCAUCGAUACAAUGCAAUCUGUUUGCCUUGAUGAAUUUGGGGGAGAAAGAGCUGUACCUUCUAACGUUCAAGAGACAACCCUAAUUCAGCACAUUUUUGGUGGUCACCUUCAAUCUCAGGUUAUUUGCACACAGUGUGAUAAGGUUUCGAAUCAGUAUGAAAAUAUGAUGGACUUAACAGUUGAAAUUCACGGUGAUGCUGCCUCCCUGGAGGAAUGUUUAGACCAGUUUACUGUCAAGGAGUGGCUUCAUGGGGAAAACAUGUAUAAAUGCGAUGGGUGUAAUGACUAUGUUAAGGCAUGGAAACGUCUAACAGUGAAAAGUGCUCCAAAUAUUCUCACAAUUGCCUUGAAAAGAUUUCAGAGUGGGAGAUUUGGAAAACUCAACAAGAGAAUAACCUUCCCCGAGACUUUAAACCUCAGUCCCUACAUGAGUGAAGCAGGAGAUGGAUCUGAUGUCUAUAAGCUAUAUGCUGUUGUAGUUCAUCUUGAUAUGCUGAAUGCCUCGUUUUUUGGUCAUUAUAUCUGCUACAUCAAGGGUUUUCGCGGAAAUUGGUAUAGGAUUGAUGACUGCAAAGUUGUGCGCGUAGAAUUGGAGGAGGUACUUUCUCAGGGAGCAUACAUGCUGUUAUACAGCAGGAUCAGUGCCCGGCCUUCUGGCCUUCAAACUAGUGAGUCUUUACGGAUGCCAGAAGAGCAAAGAGAUGAAGUGGAAGUGAAGCCUGGUUUAACUGAGCAACCAGAAAGCAUCUCAAGUAUGGAGACUGUGACUUGCAGUAGCAGUUCAAAGGUUUUGCCAUCAGAUAUUAGUUCAGAUUUGAAGGCUUCUGCCUCCGAUAAUGAUUCCUUGACUGGAAAGAAUUCUAUGGAUGUGGACACGGUUGAUGUUGAGUCAACUUCUGAUUUUGUUAGUGAUGCUUCUGGAAGUGCUGUUGAAUCACCGCAUGUGCUUGCUUCUCGAGCUGUCAAAGAUUUGGAGAGCAUAGAUACGGUCCAAACAAAUCCAUGUUCAUCUCCCUUAAGAGAGACUUCAGGCUGCAUCGAAGAGCAAGGUGACACUCAUACAGGCAAUUCUGAUCCUUCUCCAGGUUUGCCAAACGGCUUUUCUUGCUUUGAUAAGAAUUCUUAUUCUUUAACGGAUCAUCGAAACGGGGGAGACUCGGGGGGAUUGGAGGAUGUUAAAUUCAAAUCAAGCUAUGGGAAUGGAUAUUCCAGUGCAAGCGAGAACGGGAUCCCAGUUGAGGAGGGUGGUACGAAAUUUUCUGGCAUUAGUUCGUUACCCACUGAAACAUCCUCGGCUAAGAUGCAUCAGUUGAAGCGAGGAUCGCCGCUCUGCAGUUCUUAAACUGCAAAUAUCAGGAGGAAAUAAAUUAACAGUAACGUAGGUAUAGUUAAAUUUGUUAUUUGUUAAUAUCAUUUGAUCAUUAUCCCAUCAUCGGGAAGAGGUGGUGGGCUGGGAAAUUAUUUUUAUCUGGGGUUUCAUUAUUUGCAGGAACCUUGGAUCCUAUUGCAACAUUUUUAGAUGGACUCUCUAAUUUGAUUAUAGUGACAGUAUAGAACUCUUCAUGAUAUCCCCAACGUUCUGCCUCCUCUAAUUUUGCAAUAAGAAAGCUCGUUUCUUUUUCCCUGUUUUUGUUA